Molecule: messenger RNA, 1307 nt
Organism: Dioscorea cayenensis subsp. rotundata (Guinea yam)
Lineage: Eukaryota; Viridiplantae; Streptophyta; Magnoliopsida; Dioscoreales; Dioscoreaceae
Product: transcription factor TCP4-like
Exons: 4
Coding region: 1-1014 (337 amino acids)
Biological process (GO): regulation of secondary shoot formation
Cellular component (GO): nucleus
Molecular function (GO): sequence-specific DNA binding; DNA-binding transcription factor activity
Source: RefSeq, a predicted model, not a curated record
AUGGGUGGUGGUGGUGGUGGUGGUGUUUUCAGUGGUGAUGGAAAUCUGGGAAAAUACUACCAUCUUUUUCAACUUCGAGUGAGCCUGGAGAACAAGGCCACGGCUUCGUCUUCGCGUCAGCAGCGCGCGCCGGCGCGGUACCGAGGCGCGGCGGCGCUGAGGGGCGCUGGCGAGAUAGUCGAAGUCCAAGGCGGCCACAUUGUGCGGGCUACUGGCCGCAAGGACCGUCACAGCAAGGUGUGCACCGCUAAAGGCCCGCGCGACCGCCGCGUGCGCCUCGCCGCCCACACUGCCAUCCAGUUCUAUGACGUCCAGGAUCGACUUGGCUAUGACCGCCCCAGCAAAGCUGUUGAUUGGCUCAUCAAGCACGCCAAGCCUGCCAUUGAUAAGCUUGCCGAGCUCCCGCCUUGGCGCCCCUCUGAUUCCCCUAUCCCUCCAGAAGAAUCACCCAGGAAAGCUUCAUCCCCUGCUGACGUCGAUCACUCUUCUGGCUUUGCUUUCAGUGGCGCUAGCCCUAGCUUUAGCUUCCUCCCUCCCUCUCUAGAUUCCGACGCCAUUGCGGACACUAUCAAGUCCUUCAUCCCCAUGGCUGCUGCUCCACCAUCCACGCCUUUGCCUGCUUGUAAUACUAGAGAUCUUCGUCUUUCUCUUCACUCAUUCCAUGACCAAACAUUCCAAGAAUCCCAUCAAGCUCACGCCUUUCCUAUUGCCUUCGAUGAGAGGAUGGUUCCUUGGAGUUUGGCUGAGGGUGUUGGGAGUGGAGCUUAUGUGUUCAAUGCCGUGCCGUUGCACGGCCAGAGCCAACUUUUGGCACAGAGGGGACCCCUUCAGUCCAGUAAUUCGCCGCUUCUCCGAGCUUGGAUGGAUCCGAUUGAUCACCAGCAAGCACCAUUUGGCUUUGCUUCUACUGCUGGAUUCUCAAGUUUUCGAGUCCCGGCGAGGAUUCAAGGCGAUGAGGAAGCAGAUGGUAUCUCCGGGAAGCUGCCGUCUGCUUCCUCUGCUUCUCAUCAUUGAUGGAGAAUGAGCUGACAAGCUGCAACCUUUUCAUCAUCAAUCAGUUUCCUCUGGAUUACUCAUACUUUGUGGAAGAAGAAAAAGAUGGAGAUUUCUAGAUGUUUCUUUCAUUUCAAUCCAGGUGUUUUAUUCUGUUUCCUUUGCUUGAUGUGUUGUUCUCUACCAGUCUUUUUAUCUGUGCUGUUUUGUUGUUGUUGUUGUUGUUGUUGUCUUGUUGGUCUUGUUGGUGUUGUUGAAGAAACUGGUUUUGAUUUGGGUGUGUGAGAAUAAAAGGUAUGGCCUUUCAAUCAAAA